AUGGAGCCACCUAUUAUUUAUUAUCCGCGUUUAGAAUACAUUGAAACUGUAAAAUCCAAAGAGUUGGAUACAGGCAAUAAAGUUAGUCGUAAGUCUGUAAUUUGUGGUAGUCAAAAUAUCAUACUUGGUGGGAAGACCAUUAUUCAAACAGAUUGUGUUAUUCGAGGGGAUCUGAGACGUACCGGAGGUGGUCAUGCUGUAGUGGUUGCUAUUGGGCGAUACUGUCUUUUAGCUAAGGGCAGCAUUAUUCGACCUCCGUAUAAAACAUAUAAAGGGAUUUUCAGUUAUUAUCCUAUGAAGAUAGGUGAUCAUGUUUCUAUUGGAGAAGGCAGCAUUGUAGAGGCGGCUACAAUAGGUUCAUUCGUACACAUAGGAAAGAAUUGUGUCAUUGGACGUUUUGCAAUUAUUAAAGAUUGCUGUCGAAUUGAGGAUAAUACUGUGAUACCGCCGAACACCGUUGUUCCCUCUUUUUCAAUUUACGAUGGAUCUCCUGGUGUGUUCGUAGAUGAGCUACCGGAAUGUGUGCAGGACAUUUAUGAAACUAGGACAAAGGAUUAUUACUCAAAAUUUCAACCCAAAGAUUGA
Molecule: messenger RNA, 585 nt
Organism: Acaulospora morrowiae
Lineage: Eukaryota; Fungi; Glomeromycota; Glomeromycetes; Diversisporales; Acaulosporaceae
Source: the annotation of a GenBank genome assembly